Dictyostelium discoideum AX4 is the source of this 1308-nucleotide messenger RNA. RefSeq lists its product as hypothetical. The coding region runs from base 1 to 1308 and encodes 435 amino acids. The transcript has a single exon. NCBI's taxonomy places the organism in Eukaryota, Evosea, Eumycetozoa, Dictyosteliales, Dictyosteliaceae. The record is from RefSeq and is a predicted model, not a curated record.
AUGGUAAUAAUUUUGAAACAAUGGUCCAUACUCAAACAAAGAUUACAAAAGGUGAAAAUGCAAUUUCUCAAGCAGUUGAAUCAAUUUAUCUUUCUUACAGAUUCGAAACCUUGGUCAAAAGUUAUUAGUGCUGAUUCAGGAAGUGACCAUUCUAAAAUUUCUUAUCAAUUCAAUAAUAUAGAUAAAGUAGAUAGCGGUGGCGGUGGUGGGACUAUUUGCUUUGGUGAUUUAAAUUGGCAUGGAAAGCAAGAGGCACGUGGAGGUGGUGCUUUUUGUAGUGAUAAAAUGAAAUAUCUUUCUGAAUACUUUUACAGAAGAGUUGGUAUAAUUAGACACCCAGAGAAUAAUCAAUAUCUUAAAAAAGAAUCAUUAAGAUUAAAUAGCAUUGCAGGUCAAAAGUUGAAUUUAAACGGAUUAAUAACUAAAUAUCCAAAUAAUCUCAAAGAAAUUUUAGGUAACAGAAAGCUAGACUUUGAAACCAAGGUUAAAGGUUAUGGAGAUGAUGAAAAAUACUAUCAUUUGAAUCCAUUUAUUAUCGUUUACAAUAAUGAAAAAGAUGAAGAUAAAUUAUUUUCAAAUGAAUAUAAUUAUGGUUAUGACAAUGUUUAUAUUCCACUAUUAACCCAACUUAAGGAUCAAACUACAACAAAUAAAUACAAAUCAGAGUUAUUCGAUUUCAAUGUGUUUCCAUCAAUCAAUGGGGAAAUUAUUUUAUGUGAUGAUAAUGAUGUCACUUGUAGCUUUGAAAAAUCCAAAUCUUACCAAUUGUUUAAAGAUAUCUAUGUUGAAUCAACAUUAACAGUUACCUCAUCAAAAAAUAAAGAUGGGAAAGAAACGAUAACUGCUAUAACACAAAAUACCGUUAUCGAACCAACAUCAAUACUCGCACCUUUCCCAGAUAAGAUAUAUAUCGAUUUAAAAAAUAUUGAUUUAGUAAAAGAACUUUAUAAAAAAUUGAAAUUUAUUAAAAAUGAAAACAUCAUUCAAUUGAAAGAAGUUAAAAUUAAAGAUGAUUUAGAACCAUUUAAAUUCCCAAAUAAAAUCGAAGGCGAUCAAAGUGAUAGCGAAGAAGGUCAUGAUGAUAAAGAUUAUAAUGAAAUUAAUAAAAAAAUAUGUAAAGCUUUUCCAAGUGAUACAGACUCAAAAAUCAUUAAAUAUCAUCCAGAUUGCCAAGAUCAUCUUAUCUAUUGUAUUCUCUUAACUGAAAAUAAACAUGGUGAUCUACAAAACAUCAAUUCCAUUGAGGAAUUUACAAAAGUUUUGGGUGAAUAUACCAAAGAUGUAAGUAUUAAUUAUAUUUUAAUUUAA